Chanos chanos (milkfish) is the source of this 1518-nucleotide messenger RNA. It is a transcript of the gene ufsp2, whose product is annotated as ufm1-specific peptidase 2. Gene Ontology annotation, molecular function: deUFMylase activity. The record is from RefSeq and is a predicted model, not a curated record. The coding region runs from base 39 to 1442 and encodes 467 amino acids. The transcript is spliced from 12 exons. Lineage: Eukaryota; Metazoa; Chordata; Actinopteri; Gonorynchiformes; Chanidae. Gene Ontology annotation, cellular component: nucleus; endoplasmic reticulum. Gene Ontology annotation, biological process: proteolysis.
AAUCGUCGUAUAUACAAACGAAGUGCCAGGCUGUGAAGAUGGUCCUAUCAGAAAACGCCAGUAUAAUUUUCCGUCUGAGGGGCACGUUGGAGUUCUCCUGCCAGCUUGACAGCUCCAACGAAUCAAAUAGCCAAAAUGCUAUUUCAGAAGGUUUCCAAUGUCUCCGCUCCAAGGUAUCCUCAGAGCGUCUCGUUAUCAGUAUUCGUAACAGCCCCGUGUUGAUCUGGCCGAACGGGGGUUUGCGUACGACACCUGAGAGUUUAACAGAAAGCACGCCGUGCUGUGAUAUCCUACAGCAUAUACAGCUAGAUGAGGAGGAUGGAGGAGGCAAAAAGUCCAAAAAGAAAGACAAGAAGAACACUGUGGUAAGUGUAGUUAAUAUGAAGAUGCUGAUGGAGGUGACACGGUCAGGCCAGCUCAUUGCUCCCAGUCUGUGUAGAGUGAACAGAGAACAUCACUCUGCGUGUAUGACACUACCCAUAGACUGUGUGCUGUCUGCGUCUGGGGACGAGAGCGUCGGGGAUGUGUGUGAUGGCCUGGUGAGGGCGCUGUGUGAUCAGCUGAUUGAUAUGGAGAGAGUGGUGCAGCAGUACAGAAAGGGCACAGCACUGUUGGUCCCUCAGCCUUUUCACUUCAUGCUUCCACAGAGCGCACGCCUGGCGACCGUAGUCUACCCCGCCGGCGUGUCGGACAGUCAGCUAGAGUCUGUCAGGAAGGAACUGCACGGUAAAUUUGAAUUACCAGAGGACAGGCCGUACCUGAGACGGGCCAACGCCUUUCACUUCCCCGACGAACCUCACAGAGACGGGUACCUCCGCAACCCCCACGCCCACCUGACCCCACCCAACGUGCAGGACGCCGCGCUGUAUUUGGUGCAGGGUGUGUAUAGCUACCAUCACUACAUGCAGGACCGCAUGGAUGAUAAUGGGUGGGGAUGUGCCUACCGCUCUCUACAGACCAUCUGCUCCUGGUUUCAGCAGCAGGGCUACGUGGACCGAGCCGUCCCCACACACAGGGAGAUCCAACAGGCUUUGGUGGAUGUGGGCGAUAAGCAGCCGGCUUUCGUGGGUUCUCGUCAGUGGAUCGGGUCCAUCGAGGUGCAGGCUGUGCUAAACCAGCUCCUGGGAAUCACCUCCAAGAUCAUGUUUGUCAGCCAGGGGGCGGAGCUCGCUUCAAAAGGCAGGGAACUAGCCAAUCACUUCCUCACUGAGGGAACACCUGUCAUGAUUGGAGGGGGCGUGCUAGCACAUACUAUUCUCGGAGUAGCGUGGAGUGAGACCACAGGGCAGAUUAAAUUCCUCAUCCUGGACCCCCAUUACACUGGAGGAGAGGAUCUUCACAUCAUCACAGAAAAGGGCUGGUGUGGAUGGAAAGGACCAGAAUUUUGGGACCAGAACGCCUAUUACAAUCUCUGUUUACCACAAAGGCCCAAGAUGAUAUGAGUCUUCUCUCGCUGGACCUCACCUCUGGAAACAAAGACGCGUCAUUAAUGUUAUUAACGUGCAGACAAAUCACCAC